AUGCCCCAGCAAACAGCACGCGGUUGCAAGCACGCGCUCUCCAGCGAAAUUCAGUCUAGAAGCGCGCGCGAGCCAGCCAUCCUACUGCAGCCACCAGUAACGCGCUGCUCGCCUCACGGAUUCUCCAAUACACGAAAUGCGAAAGGCCGCGUCCACACGUUUGGACUCAUUUCCGCCCCUGCUUCCCCUCAUUUCCGCCCCUGCUUCCCCUCAUUUCCGCCCCUGCUUCCCCUCCUUUCCCCCCACGCAUCCCCUCAUUUCCGCCCCUGCUUCCCCUCAUUUCCGCCCCUGCUUCCCCUCCUUUCCCCCCACGCAUCCCCUCAUUUCCGCCCCUGCUUCCCCUCAUUUCCGCCCCUGCUUCCCCUCCUUUCCCCCCACGCAUCCCCUCAUUUCCGCCCCUGCUUCCCUCAUUUCCGCCCCUGCAUCCCCUCAUUUCCGCCCCUGCUUCCCCUCCUUUCCCCCCACGCAUCCCCUCAUUUCCGUCCCUGCAUCCCCUCAUUGCCACCCCUGCUUCCCCUCCUUUCCCCCCACGCAUCCCCUCAUUUCCGCCCCUGCUUCCCCUCCUUUCCCCCCACGAAUCCCCUCAAUUCCCCCCUGCCUCCCCUCCUUUCCCCCCUUGCUUCCCCUCCUUUCCCCCACUUAUUCCCCUCCUUUCCCCCACUGCUUCCCCUCCUUUCCCCACUGCUUCCCCUCCUUUCCCCCACUUAUUCCCCUCCUUUCCCCCACUGCUUCCCCUCCUUUCCCCCACUGCUUCCCCUCCUUUCCUCCACUUCUCUGCCUCGCCUUUCCCCCCCGUACUUCCCCUGCUUUCCCCCGCCGAUUCCCCUCCUUUCCUCUCCCCUCCUUCCCCCCGUUUCCCCCACUGCUUCCUCUCCUUUCCCCCACUGCUUCCCCUCCUUUUCCCCCCUCUCUGCAUCGCCUUUCCCCCCGUGCUUCCCCUCCUUUCCCCCCUCCCCCCCCGUUUCCACCACUGCAUCCCCUCCUUUCGCUCCCUUCCCUUGCUUACCCUCCCUCCCUCCCCCUACCUACUGUUUCCACUUUCCACCUCCAGUAUCGUACUACCACCCACGUUUCCCAGUAACCCUCUCCGCAUCCCUUCUCACCCCAUCCUUUCCUCUCCGCAUCCCUUCUCACCCCAUCCUUUCCUCUCCGCAUCCCUCCUCACCCCAUCCUUUCCUCUCCGCAUCCCUCCACACUCCAUCUAUCCUCUCAGCAUCCUUUCUCUCCCCAUCCCUCCUUGCCACCAUCCCCUCAGGUUUUGUGGCGCUGUGUCCAGGAAAGGCGACCUGCUGCGUGCACUCUUUGCUUAGUUACUAG
Molecule: messenger RNA, 1317 nt
Organism: Closterium sp. Yama58-4
Lineage: Eukaryota; Viridiplantae; Streptophyta; Zygnematophyceae; Desmidiales; Closteriaceae
Source: the annotation of a GenBank genome assembly